Eucalyptus grandis is the source of this 2523-nucleotide messenger RNA. RefSeq names its product G-type lectin S-receptor-like serine/threonine-protein kinase LECRK1. NCBI's taxonomy places the organism in Eukaryota, Viridiplantae, Streptophyta, Magnoliopsida, Myrtales, Myrtaceae. Gene Ontology annotation, molecular function: ATP binding; protein serine/threonine kinase activity. Gene Ontology annotation, biological process: protein phosphorylation; recognition of pollen. The record is from RefSeq and is a predicted model, not a curated record.
UUAAAAGUAGACCUCAGUUUGCUUUAAUGGCUAAUUCCGCCCUUCGUUGCAAGCACUUCAUUCGUAUGGUUGCUACGCUUCCCUUUCUUCUCGCACUUGCAUUCAUCUUCUUCACACCUGCAACUGCACAAAGACAGAUCAACAUAACCCUCGGUGCUUCUCUCGCACCCAACACCACCACCUUCAACUCCUUCUGGCUCUCGCCUUCCGGUGCCUUCGCGUUCGGGUUCUAUCAGCGGGGCGACGGUUAUGCGGUCGGGGUUUUCCUUCCACGAACUCCGCGUAAAACCAUAGUCUGGACCGCUAACCGAGACUAUCCUCCGGUCCCACGAAAUUCCACCCUACGUUUCACCAGCGACGGGAGACUUGUCCUGCAGUCUUCAGAAGCGCAAGAGACGUUUGUUGCCAUUCCGAGGGAGACUGCGGUCUCAGCUUCUAUGCUCGACACUGGCAAUUUCGUUCUGUAUAACUCAAGGCGGGACGUCAUAUGGCAGACUUUUGAUUUGCCGACUGACACCCUCUUGGCAGGCCAGCAUUUAUCACCAAGCCAACAGUUGUGCUCGAGCGCUUCCGAGAGCGACCAAUCGACUGGUUUGUUUCGCCUCAAAAUGCAAAAGGAUGGAAACCUCGUGCAGUAUCCUGUAGCUACUCCAGAGACGGGCGAGCACGCUUACUGGGCAUCUGGCACCGCCGGAGUCGGUGACAAUGUGACACUAUAUCUCGAUAAUGACGGUUCUCUCUACCUGUUGAACGCAACAGGUACAUAUGUGAACAAUAUCACCGCAAGUAGAGGACCUCCAAAAGAAGGAAUAAUCUACCUUUUGAGAAUCGACCCAGAUGGGAUCUUGCGACUGUACUUGUACAACGCGACCCAGAAUGCGGAUUUGUCAAAAAUAUGGUCGCUUUCUGACAACAAAUGUAUGCCCAAGGGCUUAUGCGGGCUCAACGGGUUUUGCGCCAUGAAUGAUCAAAAUCUCGAGUGCAAGUGUCUUCCAGGAUUCGGAUAUGUGAACCCGGGGAACUGGACAUCUGGGUGCGAGAGGAACUUCACUGCAGAUAGCUGCACGAGAGCAGACGCAGCCCCCAGGUACACUAUUCGACCGGUCUCUAACACUGUAUGGGAGGAUACUGCGUAUGCUGAUCUUACCUUUUCUACCAACGAAGAAUGUCAAAAGGCAUGCUUGCAGGAUUGCAAUUGCGAAGCAGUGAUAUACAAUGCCCAAUCCUGCAAAAAGAUGAGGCUUCCUUUGAAAUAUGGCAGGAGAGACCUCACUAAUGCAAACAUACUCUCCAUCAAGGUAGGGAGACUGGAUCUAUGGGACUGGAGCGAAUGGCUUCAAGCCGGAGGAAAGAAAAGGCCUUCUCGGAGAGACAUUCUGAUUGCAGUUGCAUCAUCGAUUGCUUUUGCAAUAGUGAUGUUGGCGGUGUCUGUAAUUAUUGUUCACAGGAAUCGUGUCUGGGUUUACGAAAGGUCUCCAAAGGAGGGAUUUCUCACAACAAUUGAAGAUGUUGCUCCUACAUCGUAUACUUUUGAAAACCUGACGAAAGUGACUGGAAAUUUUUCGGAAGAGAUUGAGGGAGCAUUCGGAACAGUCUACAAAGGCACGCUGAUGAAGAAUCAGCACAGCAGCAAAGCUGUAGCUGUUAAGAAGCUAAAAGAGAUCUCCUCUGAUGGGGAAAGGGAGUUCCUAGCUGAGGUGAAAACUAUUGGAAAGACUCAUCACCGGAAUUUGGUCCGACUGCUAGGUUACUGUCACGAUGGAGAGAAUAGGCUCUUGGUGUAUGAGUACAUGAGCAAUGGGUCACUUGCCGAUGUACUCUUUAAAGCCGAACACCAAGCCAGUUGGGAAGUCAAAAUGGGAAUAGCUCAGAAUGUUGCCAGAGGGCUUCUUUAUCUACAUGAAGAGUGCGAGACGCAGAUCAUUCAUUGUGACAUAAAGCCUCAGAACAUAUUGAUAGAUGACAACAUGCAAGCGAAGAUUGCUGAUUUUGGGCUGUCGAAACUGCUGAAGCCAGAUCAGACCAAUACCACAACAAUGAUAAGGGGUACAAGAGGUUAUGUUGCGCCAGAGUGGCACAAGCAACUGCCGGUGACAGUGAAAGCGGACACUUACAGCUUCGGUGUUGUGCUGUUGGAGAUCAUUUGUGGCCGAAGGUGUGUGGAUUCGAGCCUUCCCGAGGAGGAAGCCAUUCUCGAGGAUUGGGUUUACCACUGCUUCGAGGCUGGUGAGCUGGACAAACUGGUGCAUUAUCAAACUAUUGACCAAAAACAAUUGGAGAGGAUGGUUAAGGUUGCACUUUGGUGUAUCCGAGAAGAGCCAGCUCUUCGUCCUUCGAUGAGAAAGGUGCUGCUGAUGCUUGAAGGCACGGUCGACAUUCCAAUCCCUCCCUGUCUUACUUCCUUCCCCAGUGUUAUCUAAAUCAUCUUCGCAAUUGCAAUUAUCGCCACCAAAACCUGCUCGAUUUAGAGUGAAAUUGAGCUGUUUCUACUAUAUGUUUUUAUGUUUAUCCGUGCAAAGUGCA